GCACCAGCAGACUUUCUCUCUCUCUGUUGCCCUACUUCCUCCUGGUCUGUCUUUCCAUUCCUAGGUUAGAAGAUGGGGAGACCUGACCCAGAAGAAGGGCAACUCCCGGCUCCUGUGAAGCCCCCAGAUGGUGGCUGGGGCUGGAUCGUGCUCCUUGGCUGCUUUGUCAUCACUGGCUUCUCCUAUGCCUUCCCAAAAGCCGUCAGUGUCUACUUCAAGGAGCUGAUGAAAGAUUUCCACGUGGGCUACAGUGACACAGCCUGGAUCUCUUCCAUCAUGCUGGCCAUGCUCUAUGGGACAGGACCAGUAUGCAGCAUCAUGGUGAACCAGUUUGGCUGCCGGCCCGUGAUGCUCAUUGGCGGGCUGCUAGCUUCUGCUGGGAUGAUCCUGGCAUCUUUUACCACCAAUAUCAUUGAGCUUUAUCUGACAGCUGGUGUGCUGACAGGUCUGGGUAUGGCAUUGAACUUCCAGCCCUCACUGAUCAUGCUGGGCACCUACUUUGACAAGCGUCGGCCUCUCGCCAAUGGACUGGCUGCUGCUGGGAGCCCUGUCUUCCUCUCCUCCCUCUCUCCACUGGGGCAAGUGCUGCUGGAGAAGUUUGGCUGGCGAGGAGGGUUCCUUAUCAUGGGGGGCCUUCUGCUUAACUGCUGCACUUGUGGGGCAGUCAUGAGACCCCUGGAUAUGGGCAUGAAGAGGAAGAUGGGCAAAGCUCAGGACAAAUAUGAAGCCAAGGAGAUGCUGCCCAUAGGAGGGAAGUCAGACGAGGGAAUCAGCACCACUGAUGGAACCAAGAAAGGCAAGAAAGCCAAGAAGAAGCCUAAGAAAGGAAAGAAGCUUCUGGAUUUCAGUAUCUUCUCCAACCGAGGGUUUAUCAUUUACACCAUUUCAAAGUUCAUCCUGGUCCUGGGUCUCUUCGUGCCCCCCAUAUUGCUGGUCAACUAUGCCAAGGACACAGGCGUGCCAGACACAGAGGCCGCGUUCUUGCUCUCCAUCAUCGGCUUCAUAGACAUCUUUGCCCGCCCAGCCUGUGGCAUGGUGGCAGGGCUGAAGUGGGUCCGCCCUCACGUGGCAUAUCUGUUCAGCUUCUCCAUGCUCUUCAACGGCCUGACAGACAUCUGCAGUGCCAGGGCGAGCAACUACACGGGGCUGGUCAUCUUCUGCGUCUUCUUCGGCAUCUCCUACGGCAUGGUUGGGGCACUGCAGUUCGAGGUGCUGAUGGCCAUCGUUGGCUCCCAGAAGUUCUCCAGCGCCAUCGGGCUGGUCCUCCUCAUCGAGGCUUUUGCCGUGCUCAUCGGCCCACCCUCGGCAGGCCGCCUGGUCGAUGCUCUCAAGAACUACGAGGUGAUCUUCUACCUGGCGGGCUCAGAGGUCGUGCUCUCUGCCCUCUUCCUGGGUGUGGCCAGCUACUGCUGCCUGAACCGAGGGAAGAAGGAGCCUCCCCCCGAGAACAACCCCUCUGCGGGAGCGGGCAGCGACACCGAGGAAGCGGAGUCCGACGUGCAGGAAGCCGAGGAGCACAGCAGCAACAACCACCAGCCGGCCCACAGCACUGACAACGCCGUGGUGGUGGCCAGCGAGGAGGCCAACCAUGUGGCAGAGGAGCAGAGAGGGGAGGGAGGCGGCUGUCCCGCCGGGGAUGGGGAGGUGCUGGCCCGGGACGGCUGCAACGCUGACCAGAGGGUGGAGAGGGACAGUUUUUAGCCGGGGCAGAGAACAGGGAUGUAUAAAACUGGCCUUGUUUGCAAGCACCUCAGCAUGGGAGGGUAGGCGGGAUGCAGGGAGCAGAAAGCUGGGACAAAGGCAGAUGUAAGAAAUAAGUGGGAGAGGUGCAAGAAUAGCUGGUCCUUAUGUACAUAUGUCCACAACCUACCCAGUGAUACGUCUGCUUGCAUCCUGCACCCAUGCUGGUACAACGCAGGCUCAGAGCAGCCCAAACACCAAAAAGAAAAAUAAUAAUCUUCUUUCCUCACUUUCAAACCAGCCCUGGAGAAAGUCUUCAGAAGAGGCUGCCAAGGACUCUCCUUUUCCUUCUGCAUGGUCACAAUACAGAACACAAACAAUUAGAGACUCUUUGUA
Messenger RNA from Passer domesticus (house sparrow), 2076 nucleotides. It is a transcript of the gene SLC16A8, whose product is annotated as solute carrier family 16 member 8. Gene Ontology annotation, molecular function: monocarboxylic acid transmembrane transporter activity. The record is from RefSeq and is a predicted model, not a curated record. Lineage: Eukaryota; Metazoa; Chordata; Aves; Passeriformes; Passeridae. Gene Ontology annotation, biological process: monocarboxylic acid transport; transmembrane transport. Gene Ontology annotation, cellular component: plasma membrane. Bases 73 to 1701 code for a protein of 542 amino acids. The transcript is spliced from 4 exons.